Molecule: messenger RNA, 843 nt
Organism: Mesitornis unicolor (brown roatelo)
Lineage: Eukaryota; Metazoa; Chordata; Aves; Mesitornithiformes; Mesitornithidae
Product: homeobox protein Hox-B1-like
Biological process (GO): regulation of transcription by RNA polymerase II
Cellular component (GO): nucleus
Molecular function (GO): DNA-binding transcription factor activity, RNA polymerase II-specific; RNA polymerase II cis-regulatory region sequence-specific DNA binding
Source: RefSeq, a predicted model, not a curated record
AUGGACAAUACUAGGAUGAACUCCUUCUUAGAGUAUGCAAUUUGUAACCGUGGGACGGGCGCCUACAACCAUUUAGAGCAAAGCUCCCCGUCCUUCCCCUCCUGCUCAGGUAGCCCCGUCAGUGACACUUUGACCGGAGACGGGCGCUUUGGCGUGGGGGGGAGCGCGGCCGCGGCCGCCGGGUACCCGACCCCGACCUGCAGCCCCGGCUACGGGCACCACCAGCUCUACCUCGGCCAGCCGGACACGGACGGGCUGUACUUCCAAGCGGCCGGGUACUCGGCCAACGCGGGAUCCAACCUCAACUCCUUAGCGGAGAGCUACUGCGGGGCGGUGGCGGCCUCCGGGCAGUACCAGCAACAACACCUUUACGGGCAGGAGCAGCCCGGUUACUUGCCCGGCGUUUACAACAAUCUCUCGUCGUCUUUAAACGAGGAUAAAGACCCUGCGUGCCCCUCCGAGCCGUGUCCCAACGCCAGCGUCACGCAGACUUUCGACUGGAUGAAAGUGAAGAGGAAUCCGCCCAAAACAGCCAAAGUGUCGGAGUACGGACUGGGCCAGCCCAACACCAUCCGCACCAACUUCACCACCAAGCAGCUGACGGAGCUGGAGAAGGAGUUUCACUUCAAUAAGUACCUCACCCGGGCUCGGAGAGUGGAGAAGGAACUCAACGAGACCCAGGUCAAGAUCUGGUUCCAAAACAGGCGGAUGAAGCAGAAGAAGAGGGAGAAGGAAGGUCUCGCCCCGGCUGCUGCCUCCAGGUCCGCGAAGGAGGCGAGUGAAGCUUCGGAUCAGUCCAACUGCACCUCACCUGAGGCCUCCCCCGGCUCCGUGUCCUCCUGA